Messenger RNA from Naegleria lovaniensis, 2790 nucleotides. RefSeq lists its product as uncharacterized. Gene Ontology annotation, biological process: protein folding; protein peptidyl-prolyl isomerization. Bases 1 to 2790 code for a protein of 929 amino acids. The record is from RefSeq and is a predicted model, not a curated record. The transcript has a single exon. NCBI's taxonomy places the organism in Eukaryota, Heterolobosea, Eutetramitea, Acrasida, Naegleriidae. Gene Ontology annotation, molecular function: peptidyl-prolyl cis-trans isomerase activity; protein binding.
AUGAAACGAAAAUCCAAGAAGGAAGAAGAUUCAUCAUCGGAAAGUGAACAAGAUAGUAGCUCGUCUUCAUCUUAUUAUUCUUCAUCGGAUGAUGAGCAAGAAGUUAAAAAGAGAAAAUCCGAACAGAAUGCUCCUCAACAAAUGCCCAUUCCAACUGUCGGAGGGCAUGAGGAUGAAGAUGAGGAAGAUGAUUACGGACCAACGAUACCAAACAAUUUUCAAAACAACAAUAAUACAGGACAACCGCAGCCAAUUAUUCAGAAUAAUACAAAUCAAGAUGAUGAUGAAGAAGAUGAGGAUUAUGGACCAAUGAUUCCUACUAGCUUACCUAACAACGAGCCGCUUCCCUCUGAUCAAAAUUUAGAUUCCAUUGCUUCAGUAUAUCCAAUGUCGGAAACAAAGUUGGAGCCCACGCAAAAUUUAAAAUUUGAGCAUACAGCAAGUACAGCACUUGGAAAAUCACAAAAACUUUCAAAAGAAGAGAAAGUUGAUCAAUUGCAUUUACAACAACUACCUGAAGGAUUAAUGUAUGAAUGGUCUUACAUGCAUCGAGACCAUGUGUGUUUUGUUUUGGUGGCACCUCCAGCAAAAGCCACUGCCAUUGGAUCAUCACAAAGCUCUUGUUUUUUCAUUAUUACCAUGUCAAGAGAUGGUCAUGUUAAAUUUUGGAGAAAGACAAUGGAUAAUAUUGAAUUUGUGAAACAUUUUGUGGCACACAAAACUUCAGUUAUGGGUCCUCUAACAUAUGGUACCAUGUCAUCAGAUGGCCUGUUGUGCGCUAGCAUGUCUAGAUAUGACUUGAAGAUUUAUGAUGUGACAAACUUUGACAUGAUUAAUGUAUUUAGCUUCGCCAAAGACGUUACAUCAACAGGAGCUGCAUCCUCAUCGUUGAAUGAUGCAACAUCAUCUAAACGCCAAUUGCACAUGUGUUGUUUUGUGUCGAAAAAACAAGGUAGUGCUAAAGAUACUCUGCUUGGCGUUUAUUUUGAGGAUGGAGCCAUUGAGUUUUAUGAUCCCAUUGAUCCAGACUCAUCCAUGAAGCCUCCCGUUUACAAGUAUAAUGUUUCUGGAUCUGUUAUGAUUCAUCGAUCAUCCGUUACAUGCUGCAAAUAUAAUUCGGUAUUUGGAGUCAUGAUUAGUUGUGACGAGAAGGGAAUGGUCGAGUAUUGGAAUCCUCACACUGGAAAGUUUCCAACCCUAGAAGAAAGCUCUAGCUACAUGAACCUGGCCAAAGGCCACUCUAGUAAUUUAUUCACAUUCAAGUACAAGUCUGAAACUUCUCUCUUUGAGUUGGCUAAGGCAAAAACCUAUGCAAUCAGCAUUGACAUUUCUGAGGAUGGAAAGAAGUUUGCUGUCUUGUGCCGAGAUGGCCACAUUCGAGUCUUUAAUUUUCUUUCUGGAAAGUUAAUUAAGGAUUAUGAUGAAACAUUACAAUUUCAAGAAAAUCUACAAAAAGCAGCAACCAAUCCAAAUUUCAUUCGCCACUUGGAAGAAGCUGCUACUUCUUCACCUGAAUCAUCUCAAUUUCCUUCUGACGAGAUUACUAAAUCUAAAGAUUUGUUAACAAAAGUGAGACAAGAAACAAACGAUAUAGAAAUGUAUGCUUUGGAAAACUUUGAUUUUGGUCGUCGAGUUGCCAUAGAACAUGAAAUUGAGCAAUUGAUCGAUAGCAAACAUUCAUCGAACAAACAAACAGCGAAUGCAUCUUUACGAGACUAUCACGCUACACCUAAUAUUCUUUUUGACGAAAGUUCUAGCUUUAUAAUUUAUCCGACAAUAUUUGGAAUCAAGAUUAGAAAUUUGAGAACCGAUCAUGUCGAACGAUUACUAGGAAAAGUUGAAAGCACUGAACGAUUUCUCCAUAUUGGACUCUUCCAAGCCAUUAUAAAAAUGUCCAGAGCAGAGCUUUCAAAAAUCAACAAUGCCAAGAAAUCAGAAGGGUCUGCAGUUUCCCAAAUAUUCACCAUGUCAGAUUCUGGAGAUGAUACCAGCGGCCCAAAGCUUGAAUAUUUCGAUCCCACUCUAUUUUGUUCAGCCUACAAGAAGAAUCGUUUCUAUCUAUUCACUAAACGAGAACCCUCUGAAGAUGAAGAGUUGACCAGUUCUGUUCACAAACGAUAUGCCUACAUUACUUCCAGUGUCACCUUUGGAAGAGACAUUUUCAACGAGAAGCCAUCGAAAGAAGAAAUGGAAAUUGCUAAUGCGAUUGGAGAGGCCUCAUCAUCGGUGGCAAGCAAGCAAAAGGUCGGCAAGAUGGCCAAAAUCGCCACCAUUCACACCUCGUUUGGAGACAUACAAGUUCGAUUAUUCCCUGAUGUCUGUCCAAAAGCAGUCGAAAACUUUACACAGCUCUCCCUUAAUGGAUAUUAUGAUGGUUGUAUCUUCCAUCGUGUAAUUAAGAACUUUAUGAUACAAACUGGUGACAAUGACAAUCGUGACGGUACAGGAGGAACUUCCAUCUUUGGUAAAGAAUUCGAAGAUGAAUUUUCUCCAAGUUUGAGACACGAUCGUCCAGGCAAGCUCUCCAUGGCCAAUUGUGGACCCAAUACCAAUAGUUCUCAAUUCUUUAUCACGACUGUACCAACACCAUGGCUCGAUGAUAAGCACACACUUUUUGGAGAAGUGAUCAAAGGAAUGGAAGUAGCUCACUCGAUUGAGAAUGUUCCAACCGAUGAGAAUGAUCGACCUAUUGUGAAGAAUGUGAAUGCACCAAACAUGCAAAACAAACGACAAAAGAAGAAUUUAUUGGAUAUUGUCAUUUCGAAUAUUGACAUUGAUGAAUUUUUGUAA